AUGACUGAAUUCAAACCAAUCCAUUUUAUCCCUGAAGCUCGCCAGGAGCACAUUCUCUCUCUCACCGUUCAGCGCAUCAUAGCGGCACCGCACCACCAAGACGCCGGCACAAACCACUGGUGCUUCUACCUCGUCGUCUCCCCCAGCACCUCUAUCAAACUCGACUGUGUGCCCAGUUAUUCAGCCCCCAGCGACAUCCUCCCAGGCGGGUCCAAGGCGUACCUGAUUCUCUCCGAGCUCGACUACUUGGUACCUGAUGAUGUUGAAGCGACAUUCAAUCUCGACGUCCCGACGGAUAUCGGUACAGAGAUCACAGUCGACGAUAUUCUGGAGGUUCUAAUCGAUAAUAAUCGCCAUAUGUACGGGUUCGACAGUAAUGGGGCAGGAUGCCGGUUCUGGGUCACGGAACAGCUGGAAUUCUUUUACGACGCUGAAUAUCUGGUGGAUGGGACGCAGGUUCAAGCCGUCAAGGCUGCGUUGGUGAAAUUGUGGCCGGAGCAGACACCCUUGGAACUUGACAAGGGUGCUUAUUACGACAAUUUCUAG
Molecule: messenger RNA, 546 nt
Organism: Aspergillus versicolor CBS 583.65
Lineage: Eukaryota; Fungi; Ascomycota; Eurotiomycetes; Eurotiales; Aspergillaceae
Exons: 1
Coding region: 1-546 (181 amino acids)
Source: RefSeq, a predicted model, not a curated record